Messenger RNA from Scylla paramamosain (green mud crab), 1656 nucleotides. RefSeq names its product KRAB-A domain-containing protein 2-like. The transcript is spliced from 3 exons. Gene Ontology annotation, molecular function: nucleic acid binding. Bases 1 to 1656 code for a protein of 551 amino acids. The record is from RefSeq and is a predicted model, not a curated record. Lineage: Eukaryota; Metazoa; Arthropoda; Malacostraca; Decapoda; Portunidae. Gene Ontology annotation, biological process: DNA integration.
AUGAGUCACAUUGGUAGAAUUGAGAAUGCAAACUGGGAGACUGGGAAGGGUAGGGAGGUGCUGCACACUCACCUCCCAUGCUCCCCAGAGUAUGAGAAGUGUCGCAAAUAUCUCAUUCCGAAAGAAGAAUAUUUCCAAAUUAUUGAGGACAUUCGUACAACUAGUGAAAGGAAGAACACUAAGAGUCGCCAUCAAUACUACCUUCUGAGUAAAUAUGAAGUGCUACAGUGUGGUGAUGUUGAGAAACUUAUCAAGAAACGACAAACCCCAGAUGAAACACCGGUGUACUAUGUCUCCAUUGAAGACACUUAUGACAUUGUUAAGAGGGCCCUUGUUGCAACUGGACACGGUGGUCGAGAUAGAAUGACUAAAGAACUCCAAGUGAAAUACGCCAAUAUUCAGCGGGAUACAGUUGAACUAUUCAAAUCGUUGUGUCAGGAAUGCCAGAAAAAGAGAAAGCGACCAAUGACAAAGGGAGUUGUGGUUAAACCUAUUCUGAGUAGUGAAUUUUCAUCACGUGGGCAGGUAGAUCUUAUUGACAUGCAGUCUAUGUCGUGUAGAACUUACAAAUGGAUUAUGGUUUACCAAGACCACUUAACAAAGUUUUGCGUUCUGCGUCCACUCAAAUCAAAGCGUGCAGCUGAAGUAGCAUUCCAACUAGCUGAUAUUUUUCUUCUCUUGGGGGCUCCUGUAGUUCUUCAAUCAGACAAUGGUUCUGAGUUUACUGCUCAGAUCAUUACUGAACUGUGUUCCAUGUGGCCUGAAUUAUCCAUCGUUCAUGGUAAGCCAAGACACCCACAGAGUCAAGGCUCUGUGGAGAGAGCAAAUGGUGACAUAAAGGACAUGCUUGUUGCUUGGAUGGCUGACAAUAACUCAACGGACUGGGCAACGGGCAUAAAAUUUGUUCAAUUCUCCAAGAAUUCUGCCUAUCACGUAGGGAUCAAGAGAAGUCCAUAUGCUGCAAUGUAUGGUGUGAAUGCCAGAGUCGGACUGACAUCAACAUCACUUCCACAAGAAAUCAUCAGUUCCCUGCAGUCUGAACAAGACCUUGUAACCUUGCUUCAAGAAAGAGAAACUGAUACCAACAAUCCUGAAACAGAAAGUACAGACCAAGAACCAGUCGCAGCCGAAAUUAACGAGGAUGAGCAAGAAAUUGAUGUCAACUCCCAACGUAUAGCUGCCAGUGAACCAGAACAAGUACAUGGGCAAGAACAAGAAGAAGAACAUAAACCUGUAUCCCCUCAUCACCCUGAUCUUGAUCAACUGCAACACAGCAUCAACUCCCAACGUAUAGCUGCCAGUGAAUUCCAGAAACAACAAGCGGAGCGUAUGGUGAAGAGAAGUCGAAUAGAGUUAAAAGCAGGUGAGAUAGGAGACAACGUUGCUCUUCCCAUUCCUUUAGUUGAUCGAGGUCGUGGAGACCCAAGGAACAUCUUAGGAGUUAUAGUGAGUAGGAGCAUAAACGAUCAGUACAAAGUAGCUACCAAAAGUGGUGUUCUAAAAGGAAGCUAUUCAAGGAAUCAAUUUGACAUUUGUCCUGAAAGAUUACUGAGAAAGGGCGACAUUAACAGUGAUACAGAAAUUUCUCUCCGAGAGGCCGUUAUCAAAGAAUCUGUCAAUGGAGGACAAGGUUUUUUGUACUUUUGUAAUUUGUGA